Molecule: messenger RNA, 1852 nt
Organism: Dermacentor andersoni
Lineage: Eukaryota; Metazoa; Arthropoda; Arachnida; Ixodida; Ixodidae
Product: calcium-activated chloride channel regulator 3A-1-like
Source: RefSeq, a predicted model, not a curated record
AUUAAAGAAACAUAUUUACAGUAUCAUUGUUCAUAAAAUUGGUAUUUUGAUUUGCUUGGAAUUCGGGGCUUUCUUCUGUUCAAGACAUUUGCGCCUAAAUCGGAAUUGGGUGGUGAUUAGUCGGUGGAAUAAUAUUUUUUUUUUUAACUCAGAGUGGCGGUAUGAUUGAUUGAUUGAGUGAGUGAUCGAUUCAACUAACUCAUAACAUUGAGAUUCUAUUAUCUGACUCUCUAGAGGUUAUUGGAAGUAAUUUGCAUAUAAACGCGGUGUGAAAAGACAGGCAAGCAUUUCACGACGUGAUCCUGGCUCGCAGCGUACGUGAUGGUGCACGAGUGGGCCCACUACCGUUACGGUGUUUUCGACGAGUACGGCAACGCUGACGACAGCCGGUAUCCACUCACUUACUGCGACCGUGGAAAGGUGAAGCUUAACGCUUGCUCGAGCAGGAUUGUCUUCACCGCAAGGAGAGCCGACGGAGGAAAGUGUGAAAUCGAAGACAAGUGUCGUUUUGCCAAAGGCUGUGUGAUCACUUUGCAGCAACCAAGCUGGAAUCCCGUCGAGUCAUCCAUCAUGUUCAUGCCAUACCUGGCCAACGUGAGCCAAUUCUGCGACGAUAGAGAUGGGCCCAACGCCCACAACCCAUUCGCCCCAAGCAAGCAGAACGACCUCUGCAAGCAACAAUCCACCUGGAAAGUUAUCAGUGGAAACGCGGACUUUCAGAAACUUUCCGCAUCAGAUCCGUCGAAGUCCAUCCACGUGGCCUACGAAGAAGCUCAGCAAAAGGAAGACCUGGCGCCGCGCGUCGUCCUUGUGCUGGACGUUUCGGGCAGCAUGAAGGAGUACAGACGACUAGACUUUCUUAAGGAAGCUGCGACACGCUACAUUGGCGACAUCAAAGACGGCUCGCGUCGACUGGCCAUCAUCGAGUUCAGUUACCGCGCCAAAGUGGUGCGCACUCUGAUGCCAGUGAACGUAAACACAAGAACUGGGUUCCUGAACGCCACACGCGGAUUGAAACCAAAAGGAUAUACCUGCAUCGGAUGUGGCCUCGAGAGGGCCCUAGAGCUACUGACGACCGCCAAUGAGACGCCAGAGGGCGCCACAAUCCUGCUCAUGAGUGACGGGGAGGAGAACAGAAGCCCGCAUAUUGUCAAAUUGCUGCCCCGGAUUGUCGCCUCGAAAGUCGUGGUCAGCACGCUGGCUCUGGGAGCCACAGCCGACCACAGACUCGAAAGUCUGGCCACUUCGACGCGUGGCAAAGCGUUCGCCUUCCGCGACCUGCAGGGAAACAUCGUGGACGAAAUGGAGUCUGCCUUCGUGUCAUCCACGACGAGCCAACAUGACCCCGUGCCCCGAGCUCACACGGUAUGCGUAAUUGAAUAACUGAUUUGUUUAAAUACAUAUAUAUGAGAAAAGUAGUUAUUCGGAUCUGCUGUUUAUCUAUAUCUAUAUAUUUAUAUAUUUAUUCAUUCAAUUACCCUCCAGGCCCUUAAGAGAUUGGAGAGAGAAGAGGGUACAAGGUCAAUAAAUACGAUACGACAGUCGCAUCAAUAGAAAAAAUGCCAUAAAAUGGAAAACCAUAGAAGGAGUGACGCAAUUCGGUAGCUGUCCAUACAUUCACACACACACACAUAAAAAAAAAAAGAAAGGCGGUUCCGCUAAAAUUGUUGAAAAGAGAAAAUUCCACCCCAUCCUCAGUCUGGGCGUACUAUUAGCGAAGGAAGCUGGCCAAUGGUAAAAAGCAUUUACUAAUGAGAAGCUUUCUGAAUUUGGUCCAAUGUUUUUAACAGCAAUUCCAGAAUAAUUAUUCUCUACAACGAAGGCACCUCUGUGAUUCAGCAUUGAUGCCUGA